ACAUCAACAGCAAAAAUGUAUUGCGUGAUCGUGAUUGUCGUUUUAGCGAAUUUAUUCUGGACUGGCAGUGGGGUAGUAAUCAGUAAUUUGGAAUUCAAAUCUGAUGAAGGCAACCACAUCGUCGCGCACGAUAAUGACAAUUGUAUCGGCUAUGAGUUUUGGUUCGAUAAGAAAAUGUCAUGGGACGAAGCCGCGGAUGCAUGUGGAUGUAAAUUGGCAGUGGUCAAUGACAGGUCUCUUUUCAAUAAGUUAAGAAGAUUUAUUAACCAGGUAAUGCUAGAUAAUCGCUUACAAAAACCAAAAAAUAAAGGUUACUGGAUUGGGGCAAGUGAUAAAGCUGAGGAAUUAUCUUUCGAAUUUUAUUGCGACUCUUCCACAAGCAGCGGAAUUACGCUACCUCUUGAAUAUCCGCCUUGGUAUGAAGAUCAACCAAACAAUCACAUGAGAGACGGAAUUGGUCAGAAUUGCGUUCAAAUGUGGAAUCGUGAUGGCAAUAAUGCCUUUAAAUUGGACGAUGACUGGUGUGCCGAUGAAAAAUCGUUUAUCUGUCAAUUUCCCUUGAGCUGCUGCAGUCCUAAGUGA
Messenger RNA from Saccoglossus kowalevskii, 582 nucleotides. RefSeq names its product hepatic lectin-like. NCBI's taxonomy places the organism in Eukaryota, Metazoa, Hemichordata, Enteropneusta, Harrimaniidae. The record is from RefSeq and is a predicted model, not a curated record.